UAGAAUUUCCUGUGAUGAAAGUGUGGCUUGGAUUUGUAGUCACCCCUCCAAGCUCCUGUGAUGCUAAAACACCUUUUGCAUUCCCUACCAAAGAAAAGCAUCUCCAGACUGAGUGAUAGUUUUAUCAUCAGACAUACCGUUUUGUAUGUAGGCGAAAAAGGUUGUUUUUUUUGUUGCAUGAUCUGGCUAGACCACCCUCUUCCACAAGGUUGCAGUGUCCUCUACACGGCGAGAGGCAAACUGCUUCAUUCAACAAUGACUUUGAUCCUGCUGCUUUUCCUCCCAGUUCAGACUGGACUAGUUCUCCAAUCAAUUCUCUUCUCCUAGCGUGUUAACUUUGGUAUGAUGUCAUUCUUUGAUAGGUUUGGAGUUGAGCUGUAACACAUCAACAUUUGGAGGACAAACUGAAAAGUGCUGUGUAGCAUGAUCUAAUUUACAUAGUUAUCAUAACCACAAUUUGCAUCUCUACUAUCCUAUUCUGUUGGACUAUAUCAAGAAAGCAAAGCAAGAACUAUUAACAAGAGUUCUGGAAUAAUGUUAAAGUAAGUCUUGUUUGCACUUUUGUUGUUCCCAACCUUACAUGUUAACUCCACUAGGUAAAACCCAGACUAGACUUUUUUAUGGUCUGUGUUGUUCCACUGCCUGCAUUAUUUCUAUGCCCUUAUCAGGAAGGACUGCAGACACUUGGUGUCAUGCCAGUCAAACUGGUUUCACUCCUCUGUUUUUAGGUACAUUUUAUGCAUUGUUGGGAAGGAAAUGGUGACUUAACUUUUUUUUUGUUGUUGUGAUUCUUGGCAUUCCUUGACUAGCUUUUCAAAUAAAGACGAAAGGAAUUUUUUUUUUUUUUUACCCCAUUCGACAGUUACUGCCUCCCAUUUCUCAUUCACUGCUAAAUAUUCUGUAGGUUUUCUUUGCCGAGAUAAUAAAAUGUUCCCUUUUAUAAACACUGGCACAUGUAGAGAACUAGGCAUUUUAACAAAGGCAUGUGAUAAAUGUUUUCCCCCCUACAUGAACUUUCCUGUGUAUAAUGCCAGAGCCCUUCCCCUUUGUUUUCCGGGGAGGAGUGAUGCAAGUUAAAGGAAAUGUGGCCAGAAUGAGACAGAUGAGUAUCUGAGCUGCCUCAGGAGCGAACACAUCCAGGAAAAGGAAGUGAAGAUGAUUCUGAGUAACUGCUGAUGCCCUGCAGUUUUGUUGCAUUUUCAGAUUAGCCAUCACCUGAGACUUUUCACAAGCUUACACACCAUUUGACACUUUUCUGUGUGCACUGUUUGUAUUUCUGUAACUAGUCAUAGAAGAGCGGAAUGAUUUGGGUAGCGGAGUAAAAACUUCCCUGAACAUUCUGGAGAGCUCUUCUGUUAUGGUGAAUGAAGUGAUUCCUGCAAGCCUGUACCAUCUCUACAUCUCUGAGUGAUCUGAAUUUUCAUCGGAUGAGCAUCAUGACUGACUCAAACCACACCGCAUCCUGCUACGCCAACACCAGCACUCCAUAUAGUUAUUCUCCUGGCAUUAACAAAGUUGACUACUCAGCUACCUUCAGCACUUUGGGUCUCAUCUCUAAUCUAAUUGCCUUUAUUGUCCUCAUCAAAUCCUUCAAGCAGACAAAAAAUCAUUCGCGCUCUUUCUUCCUCAUCUUCCUGGGUGGUCUUGUAGUCACUGACUUCAUGGGUCUGCUGGUAACUGGCUCCUUCGUGAUUUCAUUUUACGUUACACGUGUUGACUGGAGCAAGUCGGACCCUGCCUGCCACUUUUGCAACUUCAUGGGUAUGUCCAUGGUGUUCUAUGGAUUGUCCCCUCUGCUACUUGGUGCCACCAUGGCCACCCAGCGCUUUAUUGGCAUCAACCAUCCAUUUGCAAGUUCCUCCAAAAUGACCAAGAGAAGGACUACUUCCAUGAUGCUCAUGGUGUGGUUUGUCGCUGGAAGCAUAUCGUUGCUGCCACUAAUAGGCUUUGGUAGCUACCACAUUCAGACUCCUGGAUCCUGGUGUUUCCUCAACAUGACCCCCAAGACAAGUGACUGGGGUUUCGCUCUGCUUUUCUCCCUGGUUGGACUGAUCAGCAUUGCAACGUCAAUUUUGCUGAACACUGUGAGUGUGGUGACCCUGCUCAAGGUUUACUGUGGAGCAGAGAGGAGACAGCGUAGCAGAGACCAUGAAGCAGAAAUGAUGCUGCAGCUUAUACUAAUCAUGACUAUUGCGACGGUUUGCUGGUGCCCCUUGCUGAUAUAUAUUCUGAUGCGUUCACUGACUCUCCCUGCAAGUGAUGGCAUGCUUUUGUUCUUCAUUCGAAUUGCCACAUGGAAUCAGAUACUUGACCCCUGGAUUUACAUCAUGAUAAAGUGUGCAAGUUAAGGCGAGUAACAAAUUGCAUUUAUCAAAAAUGUCAUGGCACAGCUUAAACAGUCACUGUUCACCCCCUCAUGUCCUAACUGUGAGCUAUAGCAUGCCUGUUACACCAGCAUGUCAGUGCCAUUUGUAAUUAAAACCCAUGGAUGUACAUUUGCACAGUGCUGUGAUAAUAAUCCCAAACCACCAUCCAUGUCAUUAUCAUGUAACUCACAACAUGUUAUAGUCUCAUCAUCUCAGCUGUGAUAAUAAUC
Messenger RNA from Xiphophorus couchianus (Monterrey platyfish), 2596 nucleotides. It is a transcript of the gene tbxa2r, whose product is annotated as thromboxane A2 receptor. Gene Ontology annotation, cellular component: plasma membrane. Gene Ontology annotation, biological process: positive regulation of vasoconstriction; positive regulation of blood pressure; positive regulation of cytosolic calcium ion concentration. The transcript is spliced from 3 exons. Lineage: Eukaryota; Metazoa; Chordata; Actinopteri; Cyprinodontiformes; Poeciliidae. The coding region runs from base 1428 to 2348 and encodes 306 amino acids. Gene Ontology annotation, molecular function: thromboxane receptor activity. The record is from RefSeq and is a predicted model, not a curated record.